This is a messenger RNA of Saccostrea echinata, 885 nucleotides long. RefSeq lists its product as uncharacterized. The record is from RefSeq and is a predicted model, not a curated record. The transcript is spliced from 4 exons. Bases 73 to 780 code for a protein of 235 amino acids. Lineage: Eukaryota; Metazoa; Mollusca; Bivalvia; Ostreida; Ostreidae.
CCCUGUCAUAUAUAAAUAAACUCAUUCAGAUGGAUAAUGCAACAUUAACAGUCUCCCACGAUUUCAACAAUCAUGUGUUUCUUCGACUUUGUGUACAUUUCGCUGAGCUUAAUAUCACUUGCCACUUCGUCAGCGACAUCAAUCACCACAACCCCUGCCUGGCAAUCUCCCUGUGGAAAAACAAUGGUCCAGUCAACUCUCUUGGAAAUCUUAGGAACAGUUCCAAAGGCAACAGUACCCAUUAAAGGCAUGCUGCAUAAUGUCAUCAUUGAAUUGAAAGAGACAGAUGACAAAAUAGCCGAGAUUCAGCAAUAUUUCAUUCAACACAAAUUUAUUGACGCAGCUGAAGCUAAUGUAAUAACCGGUGAAGAAAGCAAUUUCCACCAUGUCAUAGGAUUUCCUUUAUAUCAGGCCAUCCAAGAAAACGAAACGAUAGAGGAUGUUUUCUAUAGAGAUUAUGCUACCUUCUCAUCAGUCUUGGUUUUCUUGGAGCAGUCAAGUUGGGACGUCAUGGCCAUACAGGGUAACACCCAAACAGUUUACCAGAUGUAUAAAUCCGCCAUUAGCAAAAUAUUGGGCAUUUUGUGCAAAUAUUUCAAUUCCAUGAAUAACAGGGACAUUUCUUACGUACCACGUGGGAUAAUGCAAGAUGAGGAUAGAGAUGUAAAUAUGGAGGCUAGGCUAAUUCGUAAACGGGAUUUUAUCAUACUGAAGGAUACCAGAGUGCUUUUGAAGAAAAUGAUUCCUGAUUAUGCUCUGCUGAAACAAACAGCACCUUGAAAACUAUAACAUGACGUUGAAAUGUAGAUGUAACAUAUCAUCUUAAAGUUGGUUGUCGAAUAUUGCAUUAUAGAUGGAUGGGCCUAAAACUCAUCAAUUUUUUUG